AUGGCAAGCCCGAAGACAAUAAAAGAAGUUCAACAACUUGCAGGAAGAGUAGCCGCCCUGUCACGUUUCUUACCUGCAGUGGCAAACCGAUCAUAUCAUUUCUUCCAAAUAAUCUCUAAGAAUAAGAAAUUUGCAUGGACCGAGGAAUGUGAAAAAUCUUUUGUGGAGCUCAAACAGCUCUUAGCAUCACCUCCAAUACUCCAGAGACCAGAAACAGGUAAACCAUUGCAUUUAUACUUAUCAGUAUCUAACCAUGCUAUAAGUUCGGUCCUAGUGGUUGAAACAGGGAAAAUGCAAAGCCCUGUAUACUUCAUCAGUAGGGUAUUACAGCCAACGGAGACAAGAUACCUGAGAAUAGAACAACCGGUGCUAGCACUAGUCACCACGGCAAGGAGACUAAGGCACUAUUUCCAGAGCCACACAAUAAUAGUCCGUACUGACCAACCUCUGAGACAGAUAUUAACCAGACCCGAGUUUGCUAGACGAUUAAUCAAAUGGUCCAUCGAGCUCUCUAAGUUUGACAUUCAGUACCAAUCAAGGAAAACCUUGAAAUCACAAAUACUGGCCGACUUCAUCUCAGAAAUGACUACCGAGGCACAACCCGCAGAGACGAGUUGGAGUAUACACGUAGAAUAUGAGGCUCUGCUGAUAGGACUAAAGCUCGCCCAACAACUCAAAAUACCUCGGAUAAUAGUUUACUGCGACUCUUUACUAGUAGUACAUCAAAUCAAAGGCGACUACCAGGUAAAAGAUCCUUUGUUAGAGAAGUAUUGGCUCAUAACAAAGGAUCUUAUUUCAAAGUUCAAUGAAUUUAACAUUAUUCAUGUAAACCGAGAGCAAAACACUAGAGCUGAUGUAUUAUCCAAAUUAGCCACUACUAGGCAGACAACAAGCACACCAGCACUAUCACAGUUGACACUUGAUAAACCGAGCUUUGAGCUAAAUACAAUAUCAAGUAUCAUGCAGGUACAGGAUUGGAGAACACCUUUCCUCAAAUACAUCAAUACAAGAACCGUACCAAAGAAAGAAUCAAGCUUACCACUCUUCCAAAGGAGGGCAAGCUUCUACACAGUGAUAGGAAGCACCCUGUACAGGCGAGGAUACUCACAACCACUCCUCAAAUGCAUCAGCAAAGAUGAGGCCGAAGAAGUCAUGGCAAAAACACACGAGGGGGUCUGCGGGAACCACAUCGGAGGCCGAGCACUGGCCGCCAAAAUAUUACAGAUAGGGUAUUACUGGCCAACAAUCAAAAGAGACUGUAUUUUAAAAGUCAAAGCAUGCAACAAUCAAAAACACGCCACAGUCUCAGAAAUUCCAUCCGAAAAGCUCCACACCGUAGAGGUAAGCUGGCCUUUCGAUAAAUGGGAACUAGAUAUCCUCAGACCUUUCCCAAAAGUGCCAGGACAGGUAAAAUUCCUUUUAGUAUCAAUAGACUAUUUCUCUAAAUGGAUAGAAGCACAACCACUAGCACACAUAACAGUAGACAAGGUGAGAUCUUUCCUAUGGAAAAAUAUCAUAUGUAGGUAUGGCAUACCAAGAGAAAUAAUCUCUGAUAAUGGAAGGCAGUUUACAGAUCAUAAACUCGCUUCUUUCCUAACAAAUUUCAACAUUAAAUAUCAUUUCAGCUCGGUUGAGCACCCACAAACUAAUGGACAGAUCGAGUCCGCUAAUAGAAUUAUCUUGCAGGGUUUAAAGAAAAAGCUCGGCGAAGCCAAAGGCGAGUAG
This is a messenger RNA of Arachis ipaensis, 1725 nucleotides long. The record is from RefSeq and is a predicted model, not a curated record. NCBI's taxonomy places the organism in Eukaryota, Viridiplantae, Streptophyta, Magnoliopsida, Fabales, Fabaceae.